UCCAUUUCAUCCCAUCAGAGAAGAGUAUCUACAGGACGCAUCUCGCUCACACCAAUCACGACAAUGGGAAGGAAUCGGACAAAACCAAAGUUAGGUUGUCAGACAAACCUCCCAUCAAUUCUACGGCGAGUCACGAGAGUUCGAACUUUGUCAUUGUGACGCGGGACUUCCAGAGCACGAGGAAGCGCUCUGCAGUUUCAAAAAAUAACCGACGCUGUUCGCGCAUCACCCGAAACGUUUGGCCGCUCGGAAGAUUUCUGGUUUAUUUUUUGUAGUGACACAUUUUACUAUGAUACACGGGGUCCUCUUCAAGCAGAUAGAGGAAGAGUCAGCUAGCGAGCUGGCUAACUAAACUAUCCGAAGGGGAAGUGGCAGCAGUCAUCGUUUAGCCAGAGUUUCGCUAGCGUAGCUUCCGCCUAACACACCCACUUUCUGCCUGUUUGUUGUUCACGUUGGUUUCAAAUAACCUGGACUUCAACCGACUUCGGCUUUUCGCCGAACACAAAAGCAUGCUUUGGCUAAACAGAGCGUUUCGCCAUUGUUAGCCAGCUAGCGAGGCGAAUGGUCUCUCCAGCGCCCGUACAGGCUCGCUAGCCAGCCGAAACGAGUCGGCCUGAAAAUAUAGCGGCGUGAACGGUCUCAUUCGUGCGAUUACCACGCAUUAACGACAAAACGCUGCCCUGACGGUUUACUUCUAUGCAGUUGCUUCAUCGGGCUUUGGGGGAAAUAAGGAAGCAUUCAGCUACGCCUUUCUGCGUCCCUCGAGCACUGAAGUGCCUGGCGCAUCUCGGGAGAGCAGCUCUCAGCAUGCUGGACAAAAGAGCGGAGAUGAGCAGGUUGGGUUUUUGAGCGUCUUAAGCUUGUUUGGAACUGUCCGUUUGGGGAAGGCGGGAACACAAGAGGCAAGAAUGAAGAAGUUUUCGCGUAUGCCGAAGUCAGAGAGCGGAAGUCUCGGGGGUGGGUCUGGAUCUGGAUCUGGUACUGGAAGCAGCAACUAUAUCGGGAAGGUGUUUGCUGUCGGUCGAUACCAAGUGACGGUGGAAGAACUGAUCGCUGAAGGAGGUUUCUCCAUGGUGUUUCUGGCCCGCACACACAGUGGAGUACGAUGUGCCCUGAAAAGGAUGUAUGUGAACAAUGUCCACGAUCUGAACAUCUUCAAGCGGGAGAUCACAAUCAUGAAAGAGUUGUCAGGCCACAAGAACAUUGUGCGGUAUCUGGACUCAACCACCAAUGCAGUUGGAGACAGUGUAUGGGAGGUUCUGAUUCUGAUGGAGUAUUGCAAGGCUGGUCAGGUGGUGAAGCAGAUGAAUCAACGGCUGCAUAUAGGAUUCACAGAAGCGGAGGUGCUCAACAUAUUCUGUGACGCAUGUGAAGCUGUUGCCAGACUCCAUCAGUGUAAAACUCCAAUCAUUCACAGAGACCUAAAGGUAGAAAACAUCCUCCUAAAUGACCAGGGAAACUACGUCUUGUGUGACUUUGGAAGUGCCACACAUAAAGUUCUGCUUCCACAUAAAGAUGGAAUAGCAGUGGUGGAGGAUGAGAUCAAGAAGUAAGAAUUUCUACAGAACAGUGUGGAGUUCUGUAAUACAGUGGGAAUUUUGUAUUUUUUUGUAGAAUUUUUGUGUGCACUUGGAUGCUUGUUGUACAAGCUGUGUUUCUUCACACUUCCAUUUGGGGAGAGUCAAGUUGCCAUAUGUGACGGAACCUUUGCUGUUCCGGACAGUUCAAAAUUCUCCUCCAGGUUGCACUGUUUAGUCAGAUACAUGUUGGAGCCUGAUCAAGAAAAGAGACCUGACAUCUAUCAAGUUUCUUACUUUGCCUUUCGGUUAGCUGGAAAGGAGUGUCCAGUGCCAAAUCUCUGUAACUCUCCCCUUCCCACCUCAUUGCCAGAGCCCCUUACUGCUAGUGAUAUUGCUGCUAAAAAGAGCCUGACAAAAGCCAGAAUAACAGAUUCAAUUGGACCAACAGAAACAUCAAUCGCACCCAGGCAAAGACCCAAAGCUGCAAAUAGUAAUGUUUUACCUUUGUCCAGCUCUGUAACUCCGGUGAAAAUGACUGGAUCCUCAGGUACGGAUAGCAACGGCCAGAAAGCUUCUGGAAACGGGCAGCAGUCAGCUGCACAGAUGCCAAGCAGCAGUCAACAGAACAGGGUGUUACAGCAGCUGCAGCCUGGAGACCUUCGACUGCAACAGCUACAUCAUCAUCAACAACAACAACAGCAGCAGCAGCACAAUAUACACCAUCAACAGCAAGUCACUGCACAGCAGCUACAGUACCUGCAACAGUAUCAUCAGGCCAUGCAACAGAGCCUUCAGAUGCAGCAACAGCAUAUGCUUCAGCAGCAGAUGAUGAUGCAGCAGCCCAUAUAUCAAUCCCAGCAGCAACAGCAGGCUCACUACACUGCCUUGAUGCAUCAGUACCAGCAGGCCUUUGUUCAGCAGCAGCAGCAGCAAUGUGCUCCAGUCCAACAGGUGCCCUAUAUCUCCCCACUGGAGUUCCAGACCCCACUGGGCUCCUAUAACCCUGCCGGACCUUCUCCAGUAGACACCCCCUUUGCUAACAUCAGAAACCCAGUGUCCACUGUGGAUGUUAUCAGCCCUCCUCCCCAGACUGUCAAUAACCCUCCUGAUAUGUCUGGUUGGAACCCAUUUGGAGAAGACAAUUUCUCCAAACUCACAGAAGAGGAGCUUCUCGAUCGAGAGUUCGACCUUCUAAGAGCAAAAAAGCCGGUAGAGCGAUCUCGCAGCAUGGAGGCCAGCAGCAUAGACAGACAGCAGCCGGUACUGCAGCUCUCACUCCCUGAGGAUCCAUUUGGCUCUGUGCCGUUCCUGGCCAACGCAGCAGGAGCUGGUGUGCUGACAGCAGAGCAUCCAGUUGAGAAGCUCAGUGUUGCGGUGACUGUUCCAGCCAUGCAAGACACAAACCUGCAAUCAGUCAAAGAACACAAACCUGCAAAGAAAAGUAGCUCCACUAGUUCACUGCCUCAGAAAGCAGGCGAGGAAUCAGACAGUGAUUUUGAGUCGGACCCACCCUCUCCCAAAAGCAGUGAAGACGAAGAGGCCGAAGAGGAGGAAGGUCUCAACAGCGAACGUGAAGACACCGAACCUGAGAACCUGGGUCAGAGGCCGUUACUCAUGGACUCUGAGGAAGAGGAGGACAAACACAGCUCAGACUCAGAUUGUGACUCUAGGAAAGCAAAACUUGGGUUGUCGAAGGAAAAGGCUGCGCUUUUUCCUCCUAGAACAGUGAAAGCUGAAUCUGGACCCAGUGUGAUCACUCCUCCCAAUUCGCCAAGUGUAGCCAUGCCUGUCGCGAGCAUUGUGGAUGUGUUUGGUGCUGUUCCUUUCGUUGGCAGUGGUCAGCCCAGAGUGUCACCAGAGAGCUCAGAUAUUUUUGCCCAAGCCCCUUUUAGGCAGGCUAGCCAGGAGAACGCUGCGGAAGAGACUGACAUAUUCAUCAAAGCUCCUUUCAACAGAAACCUCUCCAGGUCCAGCAGGAGUGGUGAUGGACCCAGCGGCCAGACGCCACCCGUUUCUCCUGACAGCGUGGAUGUAUUCGGAUUCUCGCCUUUCCAACCUAGCCACGUAAUGAACAGGGAUUCUAGGAAUCAGGAGGACAUCUUUGGCCAAGCACCUUCCGACGAAGCAGACAGUCCCCAGCAACAGAGGCAGAAGCAGCGCAGUCUUCAGAAACUCUCCUCGCGGCAAAGGCGCACCAAGCAAGAGGCGAGUGGCGGGAAUGGGAAGCGACACCACGUCACGCCCACUGGUGGCAGGAAGAGCAACAAACCCAGUUUCCGUACCCCCGAACGGGUGCGAAGGCACAAGAAAGUGGGCAGACGGGACUCGCAGAGCAGCAAUGAGUUCCUCAGCACGUCUGACUCCAAAGAGAACAUCAGUAUUGCCCUGGGCGAGGUGAUGGAAAAAGAAGCUGCGUUGCCUUCGGAGGAGGUCUUGUUGGAUCCGUUUGGAGCCAAGCCUUUUCAUCCACAAGAUGGCAGUCGACACGGCCAGCACCAGAGCUUGGGAGACAACAAAAGUGAGAUAAAUUCGACCAACACUAGGCCGAGAACCAGUUCCUUACAUGGCGUGUCUGACGAAAAUAAGAUAGAUGACUUCGGAGCUGUACCUUUCACAGAACUGGUGGUUGAAAGCGGAGCUCCGCAAACCCCACAAAAGGAUCUCGACCCUUUCGGAGCCGCACCUUUCCCCUCAAAGCAGUGAAUGUCUUGUCUUCCGGCACACAUGCAGAGAUGAUAGACACACACACACAUACACCGCUACAUUAUGCAAAGCCCAAGCAGCCUUUUGAAAUGUCUUUUAACGGACGGCAGCUUUGUUCUGUGAUCUCUGUGUAUGUGCAGCCCAUUGGGACAUAGGCCUUUAAACUAGAUAACAUUCAACUUUUGUAGUUUUUCAAGUAUUUUAAUACCUAACUGGACAGCUAAAUCCUCUUUUCCUUUUGGUGACUUAAGCCUGUGGUUGAUGGAUGCUUUCAGAUUUUGAAGCAUAUUCCUUAGCCUUUACGUGCUAGAAAGCCUUCUAUGCUUCAAUACAAUAAGCGCUCUGCUCAGUAAAAAAAAAAAAAAAGUUAAAAAAGCACAUUGGAGAUGUGUGUGUAAUCCUUCAUUUUAAUAGGAUUAAGAGUAAAAUACCAAUAUAGUACAGCAUUUUGUAGUUUGUACUCCAUUGCUGACCACUGAGUUGGUGCAACUCCUAUCUACCAACAUGAAACACCAAAAAGCCUUAUCUGGGUAUUCCCCACCCUGCUUAACAGUACCUCGAAUGCACAAUAGCUGUUUGUAGCCCGUUUGUGUCAAUGGAAUCAUCUGAGUGUAGGCCUUCUCCAUUUUAAUGUCAUUCGCAUAGAUUUUAUGCAUAUUUUUAUUUUUAAAUGCAUUCAAUGUUUUAAAGCCUUAUGUUUCAAUGUCUACAUACAUGAAAAGGGACUUGAUUUAAUGUUCCCUUUAGUAAACCGACCACACAAGAGAAGUUAAACUUGCAGUUUAUUAGACAAUAUUGUUAUGACUCGCAUAGAAAUAAUUCCCCAACCUGAACUAAACAUCUUUGAUGUUAUCAAUGAUUAGGUGUUCCACUACGUCUGUAUGUAUUUACCAGUAACCUACAAUCAUGAACAAUUGGCUCUUGUGGAAAGGGAAAAGAAUUAACGAAUGUGCUCAAUACAAUUUUGCGUAUUUAUGUAUCAGUCCCUUGUUUGAAGCAAACAUUUAAAUUUUAGUCAUGAAGGUUAUCACAAUUUAACUGAUGAAAAGGCCAUUUAGAAGAUGCAUUUACACUCUGCAGUUUACAAUAUCUGCAGUUUGAACAUUCAAGACCAAAAAAAUGCUUCUUUUUGUUUCAAACGUUGCAAGAUGCGUUCCUUUUUUCUUAUGUAGUACUACGCUCUAACAAUGCAAUAAAAUGUUUUUUUUUUUUUUGGAGAUCAUUAGUCCUUGUUUUGUUUUGUCAGAUAUUGUCAUUAAAAGAACUGUCAUUAAAACUUCAGUUGAAAAGGA
This is a messenger RNA of Sinocyclocheilus anshuiensis, 5515 nucleotides long. Its product is annotated as BMP-2-inducible protein kinase-like. The record is from RefSeq and is a predicted model, not a curated record. Gene Ontology annotation, biological process: protein phosphorylation. Gene Ontology annotation, molecular function: protein kinase activity; ATP binding. The transcript is spliced from 15 exons. Lineage: Eukaryota; Metazoa; Chordata; Actinopteri; Cypriniformes; Cyprinidae.